AGAGGCAGCCGUGUGCGGACGUGCUGAAGCAGCGCGGACGUUGACCUUGGCCAGCUGGCAGUGCACCCGUCGCCGCUUGCUCUCCUCGAGCCUCUCGUUGAGCUGUCGCCGCCGCUGCGUCUCGAGCUUUCGCUCUCGCGCCGCGGCAGCCUCUUGGUCGAGUUGCCGCUCCUGUUCCUCUCGGAUCUGCCGGAAGCGCUCUCUGGCAACGCGUCGCCAGCGCCGUCCAUCUCCUCGGCGGGGAAGUCGUCCUCGCUGGCGUCCUCCUCCUCCUCGGCCGGGAAGUCGUCUCGCUCUCUGACAUCGCUCUGACACCGCUCAGCGACGGGCAGCGACGGGCGCAAUAGUACUCUGCAGCGGCGCGGGAACUGCGGGUGAGGCCAAGCCCAAGGGGCGGUGCCCUCCUGCAACACAACCACAUCCAUUGGAUCCUCCAUUCAACAGCCUCGUCAUGCCGCCCGCCAAGAAGACGCCCGCCAAGAAGUCCGCCAAGAAGCCCUCGGGCGGCGAGAAGAAGCGCAAGAAGAAGCGGGUCGAGUCGUACUCGUCCUACAUCUACAAGGUGCUCAAGCAGGUGCACCCCGACACUGGCAUCUCCUCCAAGGCCAUGUCCAUCAUGAACUCGUUCAUCAACGACGCGUUCGAGCGCAUCGCCGUCGAGGCGGGCAAGCUCGUGCGCUACAACAAGAAGGGCACCCUCUCGUCACGCGAGAUCCAGACCGCCGUGCGCCUCAUCCUCCCCGGCGAGCUCGCCAAGCACGCCGUCUCGGAGGGCACCAAGGCCGUCACCAAGUACACGUCGAACGCCUAAGCCCUCGGUGUUUCUAAACACCACCCU
Emiliania huxleyi CCMP1516 is the source of this 838-nucleotide messenger RNA. RefSeq names its product putative histone H2B. Lineage: Eukaryota; Haptophyta; Isochrysidales; Noelaerhabdaceae. The coding region runs from base 452 to 811 and encodes 119 amino acids. The record is from RefSeq and is a predicted model, not a curated record. The transcript has 3 exons. Gene Ontology annotation, cellular component: nucleosome. Gene Ontology annotation, biological process: nucleosome assembly. Gene Ontology annotation, molecular function: DNA binding; structural constituent of chromatin; protein heterodimerization activity.